GAUUUGAGAUAUCUGAAUCCUUCACCAGAAGGAAUCAGAAAUCUUUUUGUUGGUGUCGAGUUCUAACCUCAAAGGCAAAGUCCUGAAAUCACAGGAGAGAGAGGGAGCGAUUAAAGAUAAAGGUAGAGAGUGUUCUCUGUUUGUAUUCCUACUUAAAUCAAAUAUUGAUAUAAAACAAGUCGGAAGGAGAGAAAAAGUAAGAAUGUAAGAGUCGAAUGAAAUGAAGGAUAGUACCCCUAACACUUUUCUUUAACAAAAGCAUAUAAUAUAUAUGCCAAUCUUUUCAGUCUUAUGACUAACGAUGGCAUCUUUGACAAAUGGUCUUGAAAACUGAAGAAGAAUUGCUCGAAUUUUUGAGCAGGCCAACAUCAAUAAUGCUUGGUUAGCCUGUUAAAAUUGACCCUGAAGUUAACUGAUCCCCUACAUAAAUCUAGCAAGCCUUGCCACUUUGUCCGACAUAUUUCCUGGUGAAUUCAUCAUCUUCAGCUCCUGUUUUGACCAGAAGUAUACCGUUUCUCAAAGUUUAAAGAAUCAAUUAAAGUGGCAUUGAAAAGAAAAUGUGGGAAUCAGCAAUAAAUAGUAAUCUGAGACUUGUUAUCAGCAAAUUAAGCUCCAGUAUUUCACUGUGAGGCGUUCGUUAUCUCAUUUUUCAGAUUCAGCUAAUCCAGAAUAGCAGAGCAAGAAUUCAGUCAUCCUAUGUCAGAUUUGCAAGCCAUUUCUCUUCUUUUAUUGAAUACACAAGCACGUCUCUGCCCUUUGUCUUUUAUCAUGCAUUCAUGCCCCCAUUUCCCAUGUCCUACACUAGCCUCCUUUUACAGUUCUAGUGGACAACGUGUCUUCUACUAACAGAAUCAUGGCAGGAAAAGCUAAAGAUCUUAACAAAACCCCACUUUCCUUCUAGUCCGCCCGCCAGAAAAAGAAAAAAAAGCAUUAUGUUUAAAUAUGAAAUAAGAAACUAUGCCAAAUGUGCCUUUUAAUCGUAUGCUGGAGAGUGAUGCAUGGUAAAAUAAUUUAAGUGAAUGGCAGGUGGAACUUGGUAGAUUCAAAAUCAUCAAUUGGUAGGGGAAAAGUGGAGCUACCCUAGCAAAUAAAGUAGCCAAUAAACCUUCACAUCCCCAUGGCUUUUCAAAAAGUAAUCUUCCCAUAACAAAAAAAGAAAAAGAAAGCAACAUGUGGAGGAAAAAACUUUCCGAAAUUUACCUCCUUUUCCCCAACAAUAUAAACCAGUGAGUGUAAUGCUUUAGGGUCAGUCAGAUGGAAAUAAACCACAUCACAUGUUCUUUUCAAUUUUCCUCUGAACUAUUUCCCAAUUUCUCCUGGUUAAGUCUCUAACCAGAUGAUGGAGUGAGCUCUUUUAUAGAAAUACUACCCUCAACUCCCAUUAACCCCUCUUGUACAAAUAGAAAAUGGAUCCUAUCGUGAUGCAAAAGUUUCAAGCCAUCAAGAAAUUCAAGAAGUCUAAGAAGCAGCAGCUUCUGGACAAAUUUUUUCUCUAUACAUUCAUAGCAUUUACUUGUAGCAUGUUCUGUUCCAGCCCUUUUUGGCUUCCCUACUUGUUUUCCUCAAUGAAGGGUUUUCUCUUCAUCUCUCUCCCAAAAAUGGGUUCUAUCUCACACUGCCCCAAACUGUUGUUCCUUGUAGGCAACCUAAUUAUUGCUGUUCUCAUUGGAGAAUCCAAGUAUUUUGCUUCAGGCCCUUCUCUUUCCGGGGAUGCAUACUAUGAUGAGUUCGUUGAUCGAAGUAAAUGCCCUCGAAAUUCUUCUACCCUGGAAGUGAAGAAAGAGAAGAAAAUGAAACCUUGCCUGGUAUCAGUAACAGGAAGACUAGUUGAGGAAACUAGAGAAGUAACGAAGCAAAAAAAUGAUUCAGUGGGAGAACAUGAGCUUAUUUUGCCUACUAAGGAAUUGAAGAAAAGGGCUGAUGAUUUCAUUGCAAGGGUCAACAGGCAAAGGAGGAUCGAAGCUGAAUUACUUCUUGAAGGCAAUUAUGCAAAUAAUUAUAUGGGGUUACAGGCCAAGGUCUCCACGCCAGGAAGGACAUAGCAAGAAGAUCUUGAACCUCUCUGAAGCAAAGACAGAUUAAAAUUAGCAAUCCAAACCUGGUCCUGUUAAAUCGAUCACUGUAGUUGAAUGUUUGAAAACUUUAUCCAUGUAUGCCAGAUUUACAUUUUAGAUUGAGAUGAUCAAUAAACUUAUCCCGAAAAGGAUAAACCAUUUUUAGUGGUUGGUUGAUCAGUUUCUUGCAAUAUUAUAUAUCACAGAUCUUUCAGAUUUUGAAUUCUGAAUAAUUUUAUUUGGGUCUUGCAAUUAGGAUCAGUUGAUAAGAUUGAAUAACAAGAAUGUAUCCUAAUAUAUCGU
Durio zibethinus is the source of this 2357-nucleotide messenger RNA. RefSeq lists its product as uncharacterized. The record is from RefSeq and is a predicted model, not a curated record. NCBI's taxonomy places the organism in Eukaryota, Viridiplantae, Streptophyta, Magnoliopsida, Malvales, Malvaceae.